AUGCCAGCAAAAUACAGGCGUCCGUCUAUUCGAAAGCACGUCACAACGGCAUGCAUCCCAUGUCGAGAUGGGAAGGUCAAGUGCGACGGCACAACGCCAACGUGUCGAAACUGCUCGAGUAAAGGACGCCUAUGUAAAUACAGACAGAGCAACGACAAGCGCAAAGUGCAGGUGCGAGUAGCAGUUGGGUUGCUAGCACGGCGGGUCGACACUUUAGCCCGAUAUAUCGAGAAUUCGGGACUGCCUGUUCCGAAGAUCGAGGAACAUGAUUACCUGGUCUUGAAGAGCAUUUUUGAAGCUUUGGAGCUCACCUGUGAUGACUUGGAUGCUAACCCGGGGCGCGAUGAUGAAAUCGAGAUGUUGGACGAUGCAGGAGGGGAGAGGGAAGUUCUUUCACUGGCUGAGAGCGGAACGACAGACGCACAGGGGACGAGUGCGGAAAGUAGUGUGAAGACGAACGCAGAAUCUUCGGUCUAUAAAUCCAAGAGCAUGUCAUCCGCCAUAUCAGACGGCAUCUUCUCGUCCGAAGAUCGUAAUGCAGCGUCUGACAAACACCAUGCACCACGUGGGGAUUUAGGCCAGAGCCCACAUCCGCAAGACCAGGACAAUGGCACAGAUGAUGAGAGCGAUGAUGAAGUGACUGACCAGCUCUCAUGCCGUCUGGGGCGAUUGCAACUGACCCACGACGGACAACUGCGCUAUUUCGGCUCGACUUCGAAUCUAACCUUAUUAGACGCCUUGGUGGACGUAACGCCCCCAAUAAGUGUGACAAAAGACGCCUCGGAGCUACUUGAGAGCGCGAGUCUUGACAGGGAGAUCGAUGAAAUAUUCGAAAAACAUCUUCUCGAGCUGUUCUUUGCAUGGCAAGAUCCAUGUCUGCAUGUUGUUGAUGCGGAGACCUUCUGGCGGUCCCGAGCACAGAGCAAGUACGAAGGUAUAGCGACGUCAUAUUACUCUCGGACCUUGGUGGAUGCGAUGUGUGCUUUAGGUGCUGCAUAUGAGCCGAGGUACCAUCCCGAGAUAGUGACGUUUCCGCGGUCGUUGGCCGAGUUCUUCGGCGAUCGUGCGAAGAUUUUGUUGGAGUUGGAACUUGAGAGUCCUUCUAUUGCGACUAUUCAAGCACUUGUUAUUCUGAGCAAUCAUGAAGCGCUGUGUACAAGAGACACGAGGGGCUGGCUAUAUAGUGGAAUGGCAAUGCGCCUGACUCUUGAUCUGGGGUUGCACCUGGACAUGACAGUUUAUGUUCAGAGAGGCAUAAUUCCUUACUCAGAUGCUGAAUUGCGUCGAAAGGUCUUUUGGGGAGUUUUCUUAAACGAACAGUUUUGGGGGUUCUAUUUAGGCCGGUCAGCCCAGGUUCGUAUGGAUAUUGUCACUGUUCAGAGACCUCCGUCUCAAAACACCUUACCAACAAUGAAAUGGAGACCGUAUCCCAGCGCCGCGACAAUGAGUCUUUCGCCUGUUCCCGAGAACAUGUUGUUCAAGGCAUGGGUUUCAUUGUAUGAAACCAUGCUUCAUCUGACUGAUGUGCUAUACGGCUGCAUUGAAAUAUCCAAACAUGCACUGCAGGAGCUCGCAGUUGACACCGUUGAGAAGUUAACAUUGUGGAAGGCAACUCUCCCCGCGGAGCUCAGCAUCGAUGAACACUCUACUCAGGGGUUCAGACAGCCCUUACCACAUACAUUAACCCUCCAUAUGCAAUACCACCAAUUCAUGAUCCAAUGUCAUCGCCCAUAUAUCUCGAGACAUUACAUCCAGCCCCAACCACCACAAGGCCCAGGCCCCAACCAUGCCCGAAGGAUGUGCAUCGAAUCUGCCGUUUCCAUCGUCAAAGUCCUCAAUAUUUACGAGCAGGCCUAUGGGUUUCACAAGGCAAACGUACAAUUUAUCUCAUUCAUCUUCUCGGCCGCACUCAUUCUGAUCUUCACGACCGUCCCUACGAAAUCUCGACCAUGCAACCAAGAGCUUCUCGCCCAUCUGAGCACAUGUUUUCGUGCACUCGACGAAAUGGGUAGCUGCUUUGAGAACGCCCGGAGAACGAGCACUUUCCUAGGUACAUUGCAGCGACAGUGGCAGACCCGUCGGCAGCAUCGGAAAAGUAAAGUCAAUGGCUAUGGCGCUAGUGAAUCCAGGUCCAUGGGCUGGCAUGCAAACGGUACCCAUGGACACUUUGCCUCCGAUCAGAACUCUCUUGCCAAUCAACAUAUUACACCUACCUUCGACGCGGGUGUCGAUGGCCUUGGCCCCGAGAAUGAAUAUUCCCCCAUUGCCGAUCCACCGUCGACAGUUGACUUUAUGGAUCCGGAUUUGUGCAAUAUUCUGUUAAGUGAGGGGAUACCGCGUGCUUUUAUUUGA
Messenger RNA from Aspergillus steynii IBT 23096, 2352 nucleotides. RefSeq names its product Zn(II)2Cys6 transcription factor. The transcript has 6 exons. Gene Ontology annotation, biological process: DNA-templated transcription; regulation of DNA-templated transcription. The record is from RefSeq and is a predicted model, not a curated record. NCBI's taxonomy places the organism in Eukaryota, Fungi, Ascomycota, Eurotiomycetes, Eurotiales, Aspergillaceae. Gene Ontology annotation, molecular function: zinc ion binding; DNA binding; DNA-binding transcription factor activity, RNA polymerase II-specific. Bases 1 to 2352 code for a protein of 783 amino acids.